AUGUCUUUUCUAACAGCCCGGGACCACAUGGUGGCUUUGCGAGGUGGAGUGGUCAGCGACGGCGAGGAGGACGAUGAACAGAGUCGUAUCCGGGCCGCGGCUCUUGCGAGGGAGAGACGGUUGAAUCUAGGGGCUGAGGAAGUGUGGGUGGGGACUGGGGGCUCAGGGUCCGGUGUGGGAGAACCAAGGCUCGUCUCCAGGACGCAAGAAGGGUCAACGACUGGCGAGGGGGUCCGCACCGGUGGGUCGACCGGAGGAGGACGUGGCCUGGUGACAGGAGGUGAAGUGGUCAGCGCCGGCGAGGAGGACGACGACGGGCAGAGUCGCUUCCGGGUCGCGGCACCUGCGAGGGAGAGACGGUUGGGUCUAGGGGCUGAGGAAGUGGGGAUGGGGACUGUGGGCUCCGGGUCCGGCGUGAGCGAGCCAAGGCUCGUCUCCAGGACGCAAGGAGGGUCAACGACUGCCGAGGGGGUCCGCACCGGUGGGACGACCGGAGGAGGACGUGGCCUGGUGAGUGGUGGAGUGGUCAGCGACGGCGAGGAGGACGAUGAACAGAGUCGUAUCCGGGCCGCGGCUCUUGCGAGGGAGAGACGGUUGAAUCUAGGGGCUGAGGAAGUGUGGGUGGGGACUGGGGGCUCAGGGUCCGGUGUGGGAGAACCAAGGCUCGUCUCCAGGACGCAAGAAGGGUCAACGACUGGCGAGGGGGUCCGCACCGGUGGGUCGACCGGAGGAGGACGUGGCCUGGUGACAGGAGGUGAAGUGGUCAGCGCCGGCGAGGAGGACGACGACGGGCAGAGUCGCUUCCGGGUCGCGGCACCUGCGAGGGAGAGACGGUUGGGUCUAGGGGCUGAGGAAGUGGGGAUGGGGACUGUGGGCUCCGGGUCCGGCGUGAGCGAGCCAAGGCUCGUCUCCAGGACGCAAGGAGGGUCAACGACUGCCGAGGGGGUCCGCACCGGUGGGACGACCGGAGGAGGACGUGGCCUGGUGAGUGGAAGCGGGGGAAAGGCCCCAGGGUCAGAGAGGAGCAGAGGAGCGGCAGGUGGUGGUGGAUCAGGGGCAGACAACAGCAGCCGAAGUGCGGAGAUGGAAGACGGAAGUAAGGCGUCUGCCAUAACGCUGGUGGGCCCACCGGAGGGCUCUGUCGAGGGCCUCAUUAUUAAAUGGCCCCAGGAUUUCCGUGUGGUGGAUGGAUUGCAAUAG
Gadus chalcogrammus (walleye pollock) is the source of this 1200-nucleotide messenger RNA. RefSeq lists its product as uncharacterized. NCBI's taxonomy places the organism in Eukaryota, Metazoa, Chordata, Actinopteri, Gadiformes, Gadidae. Bases 1 to 1200 code for a protein of 399 amino acids. The record is from RefSeq and is a predicted model, not a curated record. The transcript is spliced from 5 exons.